GAUGCUGCCGAUGGCGAGGAUGGGAAGAAAAGCCGGGGUAAGAAGUACGGCUCCAACGUUCAUCGCAUCAAGAACAUGUUCCUGCAGAUGGGGACAACGCCGGGCCCCGAGGGCGCCUGCGACCUGGCCAAAGCCAAGGAGAAGCCGGUGCGGCUCUCCUUGCCGCGGGCCGGUAGCCUCAGCGAGACCAUGGAACAAGGCAACCUUCUCAAACUGGGCACCAGCGUUUCCGAGAGGGUGAGCCGCUUUGAUUCCAAACCUGACAAACCCUUCUCCAAGCUGCAGGAGACGCGAAAGAUCUUUGAGAGGAGCCCUCAAGAAAAAGCCACCACCACCAAGCUCUUGUUACGCAAGGAACGAGCCGGUUUCCAGGACCGUAAGCUGGACGUGGUGGUGAGGUUCAACGGGAGCACCGAAUCUUUGGACAAAUUGGACACCGAAGCCGUCUCGCCAACCGUCAGCCAACUCAGCGCCGUCUUCGAGAAGGCCGACCUCCGCAACAACCUCCAUAAGGCUCCGGGACGGGCAGGACGGUUGGGUGAUGGCCACGCCGCCCCGGCUCGUGCCCGGCCGUCGGAGGAGGAGAAACCAACGGGGAAGAGCAACCGGCCAACGGAGAAGGAGCCCACCGCCCCGCGGGUGCAGGAGGUCUGUAAGAUCAAACCGGUGGAGGUGGAGGAGAGCGGUGAGGCCGAGGAGGAAGAGGAGGAGGCGACGGUGGUGGCGGCG
This is a messenger RNA of Pterocles gutturalis (yellow-throated sandgrouse), 729 nucleotides long. RefSeq names its product neurabin-2-like. The record is from RefSeq and is a predicted model, not a curated record. Gene Ontology annotation, cellular component: dendrite; actin cytoskeleton; postsynaptic density. The annotation marks the transcript as partial. Lineage: Eukaryota; Metazoa; Chordata; Aves; Pterocliformes; Pteroclidae. The transcript is spliced from 2 exons. Gene Ontology annotation, molecular function: actin filament binding. Gene Ontology annotation, biological process: actin filament organization; neuron projection development; calcium-mediated signaling.